CAGGUAUUUCUUGACUGGGAGUGCCAGGCAGAAGUCAGCGCCAUCUUUGCUUCUCCUGAAAAGACUGAAGGGCAACUCUAAAGGCAGGAGUCGUCUUUCGCUUGAACCCUCUCUUCUUCGGAGUGAGUUAAGGUUUAAGAGAACGCCAGAAUGGAGAGCUGCCGUCUAUUCAAAAGUUUAACAGACUUUCCACGAUGCAAUGGAUUAAGAGGUACAAAAUACCUGGAUCAGGUGUCAAGGUUUGUGUCUGAACGAAGGAGCACGACACUCAGUCUAACUAACCCAGCUGGUGCCACACUGACGAUCGGACCCAUGAAGGACACAGAAUACAAAGACAAGCCAGAGGAAGUGAAUGGGUGCAGCAAGUUUUACCUUCCCACCAAAUUACAGUUUCAGGUCAUCGGUUAUGUGGAAGGAGUCUCGUUUACCUGUGAGCAGCUGAUUCUGAUGAUAAACGAGAACGGGGAGUUUUAUGGUUAUGAUGGAGAUCAGAUGCAUCUGGUGGCUUCCAGCAUAGAGGAACUAAUUCAAAAUGGAUUGGACUAUCCUUCAUCCAAGAGCUAUUACUACGGAGAAGCCUUCAAAGAUAUGACACAAGAGGACUGGGAAAAGGUGAGAAGCAGUCCUUUGGGCCAGAGGUUGGAUAAAGAGCAUCGUGAACUGGUGGCUUCACAAAAAUCUCGAGUCUCAGAGAUCAUGAGAAUCAAAAGACAGAGGUUAGCCCAGCAGCGUGGCAGUGGCCUUCCUUCUCGCAUAAACCAGCUGCAAACAGCAACGUGAUAAAAUAAAAGGCUCCUUCAAAGAGACUCUCAGGUUUGCAGGACCUUGAACAGGUGCUGCCUAUACAGGAAGGAGGAUACUUCCACUUUUGAAAGGGAAACCAGGUUUUUCAUUUUUUUAAAUUAUUUCCUUGAGCCACUAGGUGCUGAAAUGAGCCUUUACAGGGUUAAUGUAAAGUCACUCCGCCCCCUGUGGUCAGAAUACCACACCAGACCACUCCCCUGAAGUCCCACAAAGUCUCUACAGCUGUCCAUGCUUACACCUCAGAACAGAAGAGCUAUACCUGGUCAGCUGUCCAUGCUUACACCUCAGAACAGAAGAGCUAUACCUGGUCAGCUGUCCAUGCUUACACCUCAGAACAGAAGAGCUAUACCUGGUCAGCUGUCCAUGCUUACACCUCAGAACAGAAGAGCUAUACCUGGUCAGCGUUUAUUGUAAUGUUUAUCAUGGUGCAGCAUCAGAAGAAAACGUUUUAUCUCCACAAAAGGAGUCAAACAACACUAGCACAUACUGGCUCAAGAAAAUUGUUAAAAAAUAUAAAAAAGGUUCCUUAGUUUGCCUUUAAAUAAAAUAUUUCUUGUACUUGGAGAAAUAAGUCACCAAAGUCCUCAAAUCGUGAAAGGGGGCAGUGUCGGAAGCAGAAGAAAGAGAAGAGGGUGGAGCACGUAAUCAUGCAUGCAUGUAAAUAAGCUAAUAAGUGCCUUUAUUUCUCUCUGGGCAGCAAGCUGAGUACAUUUAAAUGACGUCCUAAUUUCUGUCAUCUAUAAAGCAGAAGUUUUAGGAGUUUGACUGACGCGAUGGUCUGUUGCAGUUGUGGCGUGUUUUUAAGAGACAAGAUGAAUGUGACCUCAGGUUUGAGGUAACGGGUGUAACUUCCUCUUACCUCAUGUUAUGUGGCACUAUCAGUAUUACAUGCAUUUGUCAACAAGACCUCUGAGCUUGACAACUGUGUAAUAACUGCGAGAUGAUAAAGGGUUGGAGCACUCAGGUCAGAGGAGUUUUUUACGCUGAGCAGAUAAAAACCAACACUUCGACAGCCCUUUUCAGUCUUCUCAGAUUUUUUUUUCAUGUGAACAUUAAAAUACUCAGACCUCUU
This is a messenger RNA of Nothobranchius furzeri (turquoise killifish), 1876 nucleotides long. RefSeq lists its product as uncharacterized. NCBI's taxonomy places the organism in Eukaryota, Metazoa, Chordata, Actinopteri, Cyprinodontiformes, Nothobranchiidae. The record is from RefSeq and is a predicted model, not a curated record.